AUGGCAGAUGUUAAGUUGCUUGGUCUAUGGUAUAGCCCUUUUAGUCACAGAGUUGAAUGGGCUCUCAAGAUUAAGGGAGUCAAAUAUGAAUUUAUAGAACAAGAUCUACAAAACAAGAGCCCUUUGCUUCUUGAAUCGAACCCUGUUUACAAAAAAAUACCCGUUCUCAUUCACAACGGCAAGUCCAUUUGUGAGUCUACGGGGCCAGCAGUGGGGAGAAGUUUCUUUCUCAAAGGAGAGGAGCAAGACAAAGCUAAAGAGGAAGUUUAUGAGAUGUUGAAAGUUCUUGAUAAUGAGUUAAAGGAUAAUAAAAAGUACUUUGUUGGUGACAACUUUGGAUUUGUUGAUAUUGUUGCAAAUGCUGCAGCACUUUGGCUUGGAGUUCUUGAAGAAGCAUCUGGAGUUGUUUUAGUCACAAGUGAAAAAUUUCCAAAUUUUUGUGCUUGGAGAGAUGAAUACAUUAAUUGCAUUACCUUCAAGAGAUGA
This is a messenger RNA of Solanum tuberosum (potato), 486 nucleotides long. Its product is annotated as probable glutathione S-transferase. NCBI's taxonomy places the organism in Eukaryota, Viridiplantae, Streptophyta, Magnoliopsida, Solanales, Solanaceae. Gene Ontology annotation, biological process: glutathione metabolic process. The transcript has 2 exons. Bases 1 to 486 code for a protein of 161 amino acids. Gene Ontology annotation, cellular component: cytoplasm. The record is from RefSeq and is a predicted model, not a curated record. Gene Ontology annotation, molecular function: glutathione transferase activity.